GGGCAGUCUGGCAAGAAAAGGAAAUAAAAGAUACAUAUUUGAAAGGAAAACCCAAUUUUCAGAAGACAGUAUCUUUUUUAUAGGGUGGCAUAUGGAGGUUCCCAGGCUAGGGGUAGAAUUGGAGCUGUAGCUGCUGGCCUAUACCGAAGGCUACAGCAGUGCAGGAUCCAAGCCGCAUCUGCCAUCUACACCACGGCUCACAGCAAUGCCAGAUCCCUUAAUCCACUGAGCAAGGCCAGGGAUCGAACCUUAGUUCUCAUGGGUGCUAGUCAGAUUCGUUUCCACUGAGCCACGAUGGGAACUCCAAGAGAACAUUAUUCUUGCAUGUUGAAAAUUGUAAAGGAUCUCCUGUUGUGGCUCAGAGGGUUAAGAACCCAACAUAGUAUCCAAGAGGAUGCAAGUUCCAUCCCUGGACUAGCUCAGUGGGUUAAGGAUCUAGUGCUGCUGCAAGCUGUGGGAUAGAUGGCAGAUACAGCUUGGAUCCAGUUUGGCUAUGGCUGUGGUGUAGGCCUGCAAGCUCUGGCUCUGAUUCAACCCCUAGCCUGGGAAUUUCCAUAUGCAAAAAAGAAAGAAAAAAGAAAAUCACAAAGUAUCCACCAAAAAACCUUGGAGCUAAUAAACAAGUUCAACAAAAGCAAAAUCAGCACCCCCAACAUCAGCUUGUUUCUAUACACUAGCAAUGAACAAUCUGUAAAUGAAAUUGCAAAAACAAUUCCUUGUAAAUAGCAUCAAUAAGAAUAAAAUAUCUUAGGAAUACUUUUUUUUAUGGCCACACCCACGGCAUAUGGAAAUUCCUGGGCCAGGGACUGAAUCCAAGCCAUAGCUGUGGCAACGCCAGAUCCUUCACCCCACCUAUCCUGAACCACACCUCUGCGGCGACGCAAUUCUUAACGCACAGCACCAUAGUUCGAACCUCCAGGAAGAAAUUUAACAAAGAGAGUGCAAGAUUUGUAAACUGAAAACCUGAAAAUGUCAUUGAAAGAGAUUAAAGACUUAAAUAAAUGGAAAGACAUUCCUGUUAAUGGAUCAGAAAACUUAGUGUUAAGAGGACAUUACUCCCCAAAUUGAUCUACAGAGAGAAUUCAAUCCCUAUCAAAACUCCAGCUUUUUUUUGGGGGGGAGCAGAAAUUUACAGCUUCAUUCUAAAAUUCACAUGCAAAUGUAAGCGAUCGAGAAUAUCCAGAACAAUCUUGAAGAACAACAAAUCAGGAAGACUCACAUUUCCUGAUUACAGAACUUGCUACAGGCCUAUAGUAAUCAAGACUGUGAUGCUGGCCUAAGGAUAGACACAUGGAUUGAUACCAAAAAAGAAGUCCAGAAAUACAUCCUUACCUGAACGUCAGUUGAUUUUCAAAAACUGCACCAAGAGAUUUCAAUGGGAACAUUCAUUUCCACAAAUGCUGCUGGACAACUGAAUACUCCUGCACAAAACAGUGAACAAGGACCCCCAACCUUCAUACCAUAUACGAAACUUAACAUAAAAUGGACCCAAAGCCUACAUGUAAGAACUAAAACUGUAAAACUCUUAGGGGGAAAACAGGCGUUAAGUCUUCUUGACCUUGAAUUAGGCAAUGUUUCUUAGCUAUGGCACUCAAAGUAUAAGUAACCAAUUAAAAAAAUGGGUAAAUUGGGCUUCGACAAAAUUAAAAGCCUUUGUGCACUCAAAGAUACUAUCGAAAAGGCGAAAGACAACCUGCAAAAGGGGAGGAAAUGUUGGAAAAUCCUAUCUGUGAGGGUACGGCCUGCAGAGUACGGAAAGAACUCUUACACUCAAACAAAAAGACAACCACGGAGCUAAAAAAUGAGCAAAGGAUUUAAACAGACAUCCUCCACAGAAGAUUUACAAACCGCCAACAAUCACAUAAAAAAAAAAAAAUGCUCAACAUGAUGAGUCAUUAGGGGAAUGAAAAUCACCAAACGCAUAAUGAGAUAUUACCUCAUACCCACUCUGACGGCCAUAACUAAAAACAGAGACAAUGGAAACUGCUGACAAAGCCCUGGAAAACUGGAACCUUCUUACAUUGCUAGUUAGACUGUAAAAGAGUGCACCCACUUUGGAAAACGGUUUGUGCAAAAAAGUUAAUGGGAGUGUUCCCGAACCAGGUUUGUUUGCCCAGCGCCCAGACAGCCAGAAGCCAAGACACCAAGACGCUAAGGUUGGCAGCCGAGGAAGGGGUUGCUCACGAGGCCGGGAAAUCGAAAAUCCACCUCCCAAAGACGCUCCUCCUCGGAAGUUUGCAGGUGAUUCACAAAAUGAUGAGCAUAUCUUUGCUUGGGGGGAUUGUGACAGCAGUGUGCUGUUGUUUAUGGCUUCUUCUUGGAAUGAGGAGAAGGCAAACGGGCGAACCACCUCUGGAGAGUGGGAUAAUUCCCUAUCUGGGUUGUGCACUGCAAUUUGGUGCCAAUCCUCUUGAGUUCCUCCGAGCAAACCAAAGGAAACAUGGUCACAUUUUUACCUGCCAACUCAUGGGAAACUAUGUCCACUUCAUCACAAAUCCCUUGUCCUACCAUAAAGUGUUGUGUCAUGGAAAAUACCUUGACUGGAAAAAAUUUCACUUCACUGCUUCUGCAAAGGCAUUUGGGCACAGAAGCAUUGACCCCAGUGAUGGAAAUACCACCGAUAACAUAAAUAAAACUAUCAUCAAGACCCUGCAGGGUGACGCCUUGAAUUUGCUUGCCGCAGCCAUGAUGGAAAACCUCCAACUUGUCCUGAGACCCCAGGUGGCCCCCCAACCGGAGAAGCCCGCCUGGGUGACAGAGGGCAUGUAUUCCUUCUGCUACCGAGUGAUGUUUGAGGCUGGCUACGUCACGCUCUUUGGCAAAGACCCUAUAGGGCACGAUGCACAGAAAGCACUCAUCCUAAACAACCUUGACAACUUCAAGCAGUUUGACAAGAUCUUUCCAGCCCUGGUAGCAGGCUUCCCGAUUCAUGUGUUCAAGACGGGCCACUAUGCCCGGGAGAAACUGGCUGAGGGCCUGCGGCUCCAGAAGCUCAGAAAGAGAGACCACAUCUCGGAACUGGUCAGGUUUCUGAAUGAUACCCUCUCCACCUUAGAUGACGCAGAGAAAGCCAAGUCGCUCCUCGCUGUCCUCUGGGCAUCGCAAGCCAACACCAUUCCGGCGACUUUCUGGUGCUUAUUCCAAACGAUUAGGAGCCCUGAAGCAAUGAAAGCAGCUUCUGAAGAAGUGAAUAAAACACUGGAGAAGGCGGGCCAAAAAAUUAGCUUGGACGAUAAGCCUAUUUAUUUGAAUCAAAUAGAACUUGACAGCAUGCCUAUACUAGACAGUAUCAUCAAGGAGUCUCUGAGGCUUUCCAGCGCCUCCCUCAACAUCCGGACUGCUAAAGAGGAUUUCACUUUGCACCUCCAGGACGGAUCCUAUAACAUCCGAAAAGAUGACAUCAUAGCGCUUUAUCCACAAUUAAUGCACCUGGAUCCAGAAAUCUACCCAGACCCUUUGACUUUUAAAUAUGAUCGCUAUCUUGAUGAAAAUGGAAAGACAAAGACCACCUUCUACAGUCAUGGACUCAAGUUAAAGUAUUACUAUAUGCCCUUCGGGUCAGGGGCUACGAUCUGUCCUGGAAGAUUAUUUGCUGUCCAGGAAAUCAAGCAAUUUUUGAUUCUGAUGCUUUCCUAUUUUGACCUGGAGCUGGUGGAGAGCCACGUUAAAUGUCCCCCCUUGGACCAGUCCCGUGCAGGCUUGGGCAUUUUACCACCAUCAAAUGAUAUCGAGUUUAGAUAUAAACUCAAACAUCUGUGAACAUAUGGUUGGAAAAGAGGACAGCUGAUGACGUUACAAGACUGCAGAUUACCAGUCCCUUUGGACAGACGCUUGAAUGGUAGUGGAACGGAGGUGGCAGCAGAUCCAGUUGUGUUCACUAGUGCUUGCUUGUGCAUCUAACCAAUCUAGUGAUGGUUUCCAGAUGCUAUUUCAGACUCUGCAAGGGAAAAACAAAAACAAAAACAAAACUAGUGUCUAGAAGCACCAUAAUUUGUUUCCAUUUGAAUAAGUCAGUGAAUAUUCAUAGAACCAGGGACUGAAGAUUAUUUUCAGAGGAAAAAGUCUUUUUUUUUAGGGUGGAGAUAUUCCAAUUGGCAAACUUUUUUCUUUUUUUCCUAAGGAAAGAGUUUUAUUUUUAUAAAAGCCAUCCAACUAUUAUGAAAAAGGUACAAAUUCACGUUUUAGUGAAACUGCAUGAUUUUUGACCAGAUGUGGGGUGCUUCGGGUGUAAAUGUGUACGAUAAAGGAUAUUUUGAAGGACACAUCACGCCUUGUAAUAAAAAGGAAAUGUUUUUCAGGUUUCCCUCUACCCAGAAUUCAUGAUUUUAAAACAACUAUCUUGAUAUCCUGAAAAUAUUAAAGAUGGUUUUGAUAUUUUCCCCUUAGGUUUUAACUCACUGUUACUGGAAACCCUAAUGUCCAUGUCAGCUUUCGGCAAUCCUGUCCAUACUUUCUUUUCAUUAGAUUUCAUAUUAAUUGGAAGACUUUUUUCAGAAAAGGCAGGUUUUUUUUUUUCUGACAUUACUAAACAUGCCUCUAUGAAAAGAAUGUAGCUCUCAUGUAAUAUAUUCUAAAAUUAAAAUUGAGUGAAUAUGCCUAAAGUGUUCGGGUAUGAAACAUGCAAAGAAUUCAUUAAGUGUGGCUUGCACUGUGUUUUAUUUAAAUACUUUUUAUCUUUAAAUGACUUGUAGUUGAAGGAAAAAUAACGUAAGCCACAUGGUUGUGUUUAACUACUGUGUACAACAGUGCUUUGGUAAAAUAUUUUAAGUACUGAAGAUAUUAGCUAUCAUAUUUUUAUUGAUAUUUCUGUUUGUAUGCGUGAAUUAUAUUUAACCUUUUCCUUGUACUACAAAUACUAAGAAUAUAUUGUAACAUUUGAUAAUGUCGAAAUGAUUCACCUUUCAGAAAUAAAAGUGUAAAUUUAUUAUGUUUUAAAUG
Molecule: messenger RNA, 4938 nt
Organism: Sus scrofa (pig)
Lineage: Eukaryota; Metazoa; Chordata; Mammalia; Artiodactyla; Suidae
Gene: CYP7A1
Product: cytochrome P450 family 7 subfamily A member 1
Biological process (GO): cholesterol homeostasis; bile acid biosynthetic process
Cellular component (GO): intracellular membrane-bounded organelle
Molecular function (GO): cholesterol 7-alpha-monooxygenase activity; heme binding; iron ion binding
Source: RefSeq, a predicted model, not a curated record